This is a messenger RNA of Caenorhabditis briggsae, 1146 nucleotides long. RefSeq names its product Protein CBR-INX-15 (gene Cbr-inx-15). Gene Ontology annotation, molecular function: gap junction channel activity. NCBI's taxonomy places the organism in Eukaryota, Metazoa, Nematoda, Chromadorea, Rhabditida, Rhabditidae. The record is from RefSeq and is a predicted model, not a curated record. The transcript has 5 exons. Bases 1 to 1146 code for a protein of 381 amino acids. Gene Ontology annotation, cellular component: gap junction; plasma membrane.
AUGGAUCAAAUCAUAGGAUUAGUGACGCAGUAUACCGACAAAAGGCACGAAGAUGAUUUUAUUGAUCGGCUCAAUUUUCAGUAUACUUCUUAUGUAUUCGCACUUUCAGCACUAGUCAUCGGAUAUAAUACUUAUUUCGGAACAGCAAUCUCUUGUUGGACACCAGCAGAGUUCAAAAAAGGAUGGGUCGAGUACACAAGAGAUUAUUGUCUGAUUGAAAACACAUACUACGUACCACUGGAAGAUCCAAACAUGCCACCAGAACAUUAUCGAGAAGAACGAGAGCUCACUUAUUACCAAUGGGUUCAAUUCAUUCUCGUAUUCCUCGCGUUUCUUUUCUACCUUCCGUAUUUGUACUGGAGUACUGUCAACUGGUGGUCAGGUCUUCAAGUAAAGGCAGUAGUAGCAGCAGCUUGUAAAUUGAACAAAACUGAUGUGAAGGGUCGGCAGGAUCAAAUUGAGAAAAUCGCGAGUCACUUGAAGAAAUUUAUUGAUAGACAAGGAAGAAAGAGUCCGAUUCCAUUUAUUCCAAAUGCGAUUGGAAGGAAUUGGGUGUCGUUCAACUAUGUGUUGACCAAGUCUCUUUUCGUUAUAAACUUGUUCGCUCAAAUGCUUUUGAUCCACUUUUUCUUGGGUUUCGAUAUGGACGAUUUCUUGAGUCUAAAAGUUGGAUUUGGAAGCAACUGGAUUGCUGAUGGAAUCUUCCCAAGACAGACAAUGUGCGACUUUGAAGUUCGCAAGAAAGGAAGCAUCCAAAAAUACAGUGUCCAAUGUGUUCUUUCCAUGAACAUGCUGAACGAAAAGAUCUUCCUAGCCCUCUUCUACUGGCUUCUUGCUCUUAUUAUUCUCACGGUCACGAACCUAAUUCUUUCGUUGCAACACUUUUUCCGAGCCUCUUCUAGAGAAGCUUUCGUCAGAAGAAUGCUCACUGCAGGAGGACAUGGAUCAACGGAUGAUGAUACUGGAAGUCAGAGAGAUGAAAAAGAGCCAUUGGUUGAUAGACCAACUAAAUAUUCGAACGAUUACAAUCGAAUUCUAUCAGUCAACCCAGAUGUCGUCGUUGUUCUUCAUUUGAUCGCCAAGAACGCUGGAGACAAUGUUUGCCAGAGUGUAGUGAAUGUGUUGUUCAAGAAGCUUUCAGAAUAA